UUGAAAGUCGAAACCAAACCGGUAGUACAUCGCUGUAGUUUGGGAAGCGUUUCAGGAGCUUGUGCCCCGCUGGGUGACUGUCAGUUAACGUAUCUGUUGGAACUCCGAGUGGAAGCUGAGAUUUACUUUGUGUUCCAAACUCCACACACGCUAGUGUGUUUACAGCAGGAUCCGGAAGUCGAGGAACUUGUUUUGCGUGUCGAGUUAUCGAUGCUAACUAGAACGCUAGCUGCGGUCUGGAAGACGAACAAUGGCUAUCGUCGCCAAAAGUAUGAGGACUGAAGGGGGUUGUUUCUGGACACGAACACUCUGAAGCAGUAACGUAAAUGUUCGUAUGCAGCCGUCGUUAAGCUGGAGACUCGGUCAGUUCAACCGACCAGACCUGCUUAGUGAGCAUAUCCGUAAUGUUGAGGUAUUGAAACAAAUGUUGCCAAGUGAAACCAAAUACAUGUGGACAAGUCAAUUGAUCUACAAACGCUGUAAGGUCAACUAGGCCAUUGUAAGGAAUGUCGUCUGUCCGUUGAACUGGCCUCAAACACCCUCAUGUGUGUCCCUGGUCUGAGGACGUAAUUUUCCCUGGCCGAAACCUUGUGAACAAGUAGAACAACUUCCUAGCUGCAUUGGCAGUGCAUGCAUACUUUUUCCAUGUGCUCACAUAACCGUGCAGUCCCCUGACACAAGAAGAGCAGAGAACUGAGCAGCUGCAGGCUUUUCUACAACUCCAACAAGCUCACUGAGAAAGGAUGACAGCUGUGGUAGGUAGAGCACUGGGCUGGGUAUGCUCAUGGGGCAGAAGUGUGGCAUCAGACAAUACCUCAGCGGUAGUAGCCAAGGGGCAGGAGCAUGGCUGUGGCAGCCAGAGCCACAGGGGGUGGACCUCUUGGCUCUGGGAUGGGUGGAGAUGUCAAAGUGACCAAAGUUCUCCAGUCGAGGAGUACUGGGAGGCCCAGGAGAGGGUUCCGACCUUGGAAAUGGAAGAUCUCUAUGCAGGGAAGCAGAAGACCGUGGUAGAUGCAGGACAAGUUUCAAGAUGGUGGAAUAAAUAUCUCCCAACUUACAUUUUGUGGCCAAGAAAAUCAGAGCCAAACGCACUAAGCCAAAGGAAACAUGAUGGUCUGAGUCGAGGUGCAUGGGAUCAUGAUGUUGAUGGGGACUUUUCUGACUACAUAACGCCACCUCCGUCUCCUACGCCUCCUUCCUCUCGGCUGACAUCACCUUUUCGAUUCUUUGCGGACAGCUGGAAGGUGGAAAUCCUUCCGGAGCACUACGAGAUCAGUUUCAACUUCCUCCGCCAUUUGUUUGACCUCUUAGUCGUUGGUUUCCUGUGGACUGUGUCUCCUCCCACAAAGCUGAUCCUGGAGGUGUUGGGAGUCCAGGGAGCACUGCGGCUGUGGUUUCAUGGUAUGGCCAUGUUUUUUGUCUCCACAGUUGGAAUGGCAGGAUUACUCUGGUUGAUCCAGGAGUAUCUCUACCAGUUUGCUUUGAUCUAUGGCAUCAUACAGGCAGUGGUGAUCUCUGUCAGUGUUCGACAGAGUGUGAUAACCGGCGUGGACGGAGAAGAAGAAGAUGGAAAGGAGGAGGAGGGAAAAGAGACUAACGAAAUGACAGAUUGUAAGAAGCAUACAGAAAAACUUGUGUCCAUUGAGGACAAGGUGAAGACGAGUUAAACUCAUGAUGCUGAAGUGUCUGUCCAAUCAGCUGUAAUAGACCUGGUCCGGGUGUCUGACAUCACAGCAGUUGGACUACACACGGACUGAUUCACUUCAUUACCGGGUUCUGCAGUGUCUUGCUAACUGUAUUGCACAUUCAUUGCAAAGUCUUAUGUCACUUUAUGUUCAAAGAUAUUGGUCUGAAUUUUAUACAUGUCUGUCCUCAUGUGAUAACAUUGUAAUCCCAGAAUUUUUACAUUGAAAGCCAUAGAAAGGUCUUAUAUCUCUUUAAGUAUUUAAAUACUAUAAUGAAAUUUAGAAAUAAGUGGGUCCACUAAUGUUCAAGAAAUCCUUGCUAAAAGAAAGAUUUCCUGUAUUAAGGGAAUACUGCAGUUUACCCUGUGUACUACCUGUGCUGUGGGGCUAAUUAAGUUGUAAUACAAUAUAAGACAUUACCUGAUUUAGGACCUUUGAUGCAUUCUGGGCGAGAGAAGAUGAACCGGAAACCACCAAAUUCACAGCAACAAGAAAAUGUGGGUUCUCGCAAUAUAGUAAAAAAGUGUUUGGGGACAGAGAAGUAUUUAUGCUUGUGAGGAUUCAGCAGAAGCUCAGAAAUUCAAACAGCUCUUACUACAACCAGAAUAUCAAGGUGACUCUGAAGGUCAGGUCACAAGCCUCUGAAUGUUCCCUGAGUGAACAGAAUUGUAACAAUCACCAUAGCAAACAAGGGAACUGCUCCCACACAGACUCAUGUGCUCACUUUAUGUUGUGAAAUGUAGAUCCAUUCUUAAGUCAACAGUGAGUGAAUUUGGAAUCACCAGGCUCUAUUCAAUAUGAGUUUCAUUUUAGCAACAGACUAGUAUCCAUUGGUUCAGAAGCUUGAAGUGAAGCUUUUGUCGUUUAAGGUACAGUCACAUUAGUCAUCUGUCCCUGCAAAUAUUCAACCCCACUUUAAUUUCCGUCAAACUAAAGCUUGUGCUUUAGUUCUGCUAGAAACUGACUCAUUUUUUUGGAGAAGGAGAAUUAGUUAUUCCAAUACUACAUCAUCACAUAGUUCCGAUGAUUCACCUUUUGGACUGCAAACUAGAAUAUCCCUCUUACACAGUUUACAUUCUGUUUUUAGUCUGCUAAAUAUUGAUUAACCCCAUCAGACCUGUGAGAGCACAUUCCUUUUCAGGGUUGAUAUGUCGAACAUGGGCUGAUGUAAAUGUACCAGGAGAAUGGAUGAACAAGUAGCAACCACCACUACUGACCUGCAUGUUCAGACAUGUCAGUCAAGCACACACACACACACACACACAAGGUGAUACUUUAUUAAAACCAUAAGAUCUCUUUCGCUCAGCAUUGACCUGAAAUUUGGUCUUUAAAACUAAAUGAAUGAGUAUCUUAAGACGGAUACAUUGGAUGAAAUUCUGUGUUUUUUUGUUUUUUAUAACAGCCAUGGAGGAAUUUGCUCCAGUGCUCACCUUUGACCGUUGCUGUUUGUUCAUGUCCACUGGUCAAACUGUUUUGUACUAUAUAUAUUUUGACACAUUGAAUUUAAGAAGAUUAUGACAGCCCUGUAUGACCUGUGGAAAAACAUAACCACAUACACUAUGUUUCACACCACAGUGAGAAUAUAUUUAUAUAAUUCUUCUCAAAGAACAUAACACUAUUAAUGUUGCUUGAUGUAGGAGAGACACUAUCUGCAUAGAGUUUAUAAGAAUGGACAUGCAAUACCAGCAGCACAUACUCAUGUGUUAUCUGUAUACUCUUGUAAUUGCCUUAUGACAUUUUCUGUGCAGUGAUAUUGUUUGUGUGAAACACUGAGAAUGUAAUGCUAUACGUUUUUGUCUUGUCAUGCUUUCAAUUCAAAGGCAUAACAAUGUAGAGUCCAGCAGUGUAAUAUGUUCUAACUGCACAGAAACAUGUUUUGCACACAACGCUCCUGUUGUAUGCAACUUAAUUUGACCGUCAUCAGAUAUUCUUUCUACAGCAUGCACAGUUGUUGGUUACCAUUAUAACAGCCUGUGGUUGACGAUAUUGAAAUGAACAUUUCAUGUGUUUGAAAGGUGAUUGUUCAUUUGUAUGCACAGUGUAUGGAAAUAUUUGAAUAAAAAAUUCAUAACUAUAGCAGAAAUAAAAA
Messenger RNA from Pleuronectes platessa (European plaice), 3774 nucleotides. RefSeq names its product chromosome 18 C6orf47 homolog (gene c18h6orf47). NCBI's taxonomy places the organism in Eukaryota, Metazoa, Chordata, Actinopteri, Pleuronectiformes, Pleuronectidae. The record is from RefSeq and is a predicted model, not a curated record. Bases 744 to 1667 code for a protein of 307 amino acids. The transcript is spliced from 3 exons.